CCUAGACGAGCCAAGUCCCGUUUGUUCCCUUCGUUCCCCUGAUUGACGAGAGAGGUACGUGUUGUGUCCAGCAACCUCUUCUAGAUUUACAUCUUUCUUUCUUCCCCUUCCUUUCCCUUUCAUGGUUUGACUCGAUUUCGAGACGGGCACGGAAGCUAAUUGUCGACUCCCCUUCCUAUUCAGUCCCUCCUUUCUUUGCGCAUUAUCAACAUCCCCUCGAGGGGUCUUCGGCAGCGCAUCAUGAAGCUUUCCGCGGUUCUCCUCGGUCUUGCUGCCCUCGCAAGCGGUACUUCCUCCCCUCGAAACUACGAAACGAAUGAUUACUAUGUUCUCGAGCUGGAUUCGUCUACAUCUCCCGGCCAGGUUGCCGACCGCUUGGGUCUGAGGCAUGAGGGUACACUGGGCAGUCUCGACGGCCAUCACAUCUUCUCCGCUAGGAAGGUCGAGCACGACAUCGUCAAGCCAGCCUUGCAGGAGCGCAAGCUGCGGAAACGCACGCUUGGCGGCUCCGACGUUCUCGAUGGAGUUCGUCUUUCGCAGAAACAGCAGCUUCGGAAGCCUUGGGAGAAGAGAGUCCCCCCGCGGUCGCAUGGGCCGGCCAAUUACGCUCGCCAGGACGCGGCCGACCCUAAGAUGGUUGAGCAGAUGAACGAAGUCAUGAAGACCCUCGGCAUCGCCGACCCCAUCUUCAAUGAGCAGUGGCAUUUGCUCAAUACCGUCCAGCCAGGCCACGACAUCAACGUCGCCGGCGUGUGGAAGUCUGGUAUCACGGGCAAGAAUGCAACUGUCGCCAUCGUAGACGACGGUCUCGACAUGUACAGCGACGACCUGAAGCCUAACUACUACGCCGCCGGUUCCUACGACUUCAACGACCACCGCGAAGAGCCCAAGCCCACGCUCAGCGACGAUAAGCACGGCACCCGGUGCGCUGGUGAAGUGUCUGCGGCCAAGAACAACGUCUGCGGUGUCGGAGUGGCCUAUGAUUCCAAGAUCGCGGGUAUCCGUAUUCUGAGCAAGUUGAUUUCGGAUGCCGACGAGGCUGUCGCGAUGACCUACGACUACCAGCACAACGACAUUUACUCCUGCUCCUGGGGCCCUCCGGAUGACGGUCGAUCCAUGGAUGCGCCUGGUAUUCUUAUCAAGCGUGCUAUGCUCAAGGGCAUCCAGCAGGGCCGUGGCGGAAAGGGAUCCAUCUACGUCUUUGCCAGUGGUAACGGUGCCGCGAACGAUGACAACUGCAACUUUGACGGCUACACAAACUCCAUUUACAGCAUCACUGUUGGCGCGAUUGACAGAAAGGGUCAGCAUCCUUACUACUCAGAGAAGUGCUCGGCUCAACUUGUUGUCACCUACAGUAGUGGCAGCGGAGAUGCUAUCCACACCACUGAUGUUGGCCAAAAUGCCUGCUAUAAUGGUCACGGUGGUACUUCCGCCGCCGCUCCUUUGGGUGCUGGUGUCUACGCACUCGUUCUCGAGGCUCGCCCUGAUCUUACUUGGAGAGAUAUGCAAUGGCUCGCCAUGGAUACCGCUGUGCCCAUUGACGAGGCCAACGGCGAGUGGAUGCCGACCAAGAUUGGAAAGAAGUUCAGCCACACGUACGGAUACGGCAAGAUUGAUGCGUUCAAGAUGGUCGAGGCAGCCAAGGCUUGGAAGAACGUCAAGCCCCAGGCUUGGUACUACUCUCCUUGGAUCCAUGUUAACAAGGACAUUCCUCAAGGCAAGGACGGCAUCGCGGUCAGCUUUGAUGUCACUGCGGAUGCUCUGAAGCAAGCCAACCUCGAGAGACUUGAGCAUGUGACCGUCACUAUGAACGUGAACCACACGCGCAGAGGUGACUUGAGUGCCGACUUGAUUAGCCCCGAAGGAGUCACCAGCCACCUCUCUGUCACCCGCAAGAUGGACUCGGCCAAGUCUGGCUACGUUGACUGGACUUUCAUGAGUGUUGCCCACUGGGGUGAAUCCGGUGUUGGCAAGUGGACCGUUGUGGUCAAGGAUUCCAACGAGAACGAACACAAGGGCACUUUUGUCGACUGGCAUUUGAAGCUUUGGGGCGAGUCGAUUGACGCUAGCAAGGCAACUCUCCUCCCCAUGCCGACUGAGGAGGACGACAACGAUCACGCACUUGUUGCAACCACCACUCUGCCGGCUGCUAUCACGACCAUGACGCACGCUGCCGAGAACACCGCAACUGUUGUCAAGCCCUCCGACCAUCCCGAGCGGCCUACCAAGAUCCAGUCUGGAGCCGACGCGACACCUACGGAGACUGGCAAGCCGACAGACACGCAGGAGACGCCUGCGGCAACGACCAGCCCGUCCAACUGGGUGUCUUGGCUCCCGUCGUUCGGAAAGGCUGGUGUCUGGGUCUACGGCGCUAUUGGUCUCAUUGCUGUGUUCUGCUCUGCUUUGGGUAUCUGGUUCUACAUCCGCAAGCGCCGCAACAGCGCGCCUCGUGACAACUACGAGUUCGAGCUGCUCAACGAGGACGAGACGGAGGGUCUCAAUGGCGAGAAGCGUACGCGGGGUCGUGAGCUCUACGAUGCAUUUGCCGGUGAUGACGAAGAUGACGAUGAUGAGACUGGGGCAUACCACGACAACCGGGACCGCUCGAGAGAGGGUAGCGGCAACAGAGAGACUGAUAGGCUCACUGAAAAAUAAGGUGUGCGACGGGGCAGGUAUGGGCGUCUAUUGCAUAGAAAUACCUUGAGGUUUUCUCUUUCUUAUCACUUUUAUAGCAUUUGGGCAUUGUGGUUAGUGUAUUUUUCCCCAUGGACGUUAGACGGCGCUGUUGGUGUUGAGAGGCGCA
This is a messenger RNA of Colletotrichum scovillei, 2803 nucleotides long. RefSeq names its product subtilase. The coding region runs from base 241 to 2655 and encodes 804 amino acids. The record is from RefSeq and is a predicted model, not a curated record. Gene Ontology annotation, molecular function: serine-type endopeptidase activity. Lineage: Eukaryota; Fungi; Ascomycota; Sordariomycetes; Glomerellales; Glomerellaceae. Gene Ontology annotation, cellular component: Golgi membrane; trans-Golgi network. Gene Ontology annotation, biological process: protein processing. The transcript is spliced from 3 exons.